AUUGAAUUAAUAUGCCAACAGGCUGUUUAAUAUAAACUUAAUAAUGUGACAAUUUCCUUCUAAUAUAUUUCCGUAGAAGCACUUUAACAAGUACAUAUUUUGUCGAAACAGUAAGAGUGAAAGACAUAAAGCUGAAGGUGUUUAAAACUCAGGGCUUUUGGGAUUGCAGUGCUACAGAACUGCAUUUCCCAUGAACCCAGUGCAACUACAGUAGCGCAGUUGGUUUUGCGCAUGCGCACCAGGGAUAAUUGGAUAUCAAGUGGGCCAAAACAGCGUAUGGUAAAAUGCACAAGUUGAAGUCAUCGCAGAAGGACAAAGUUCGGCAGUUCAUGUCCUUCACACAGGCCGGGGAGAGGACAGCCGUCUACUGCCUGACACAGAAUGACUGGAAACUAGAAAUCGCCACGGACAACUACUUCCAGAACCCAGACCUCUACUACAAAGAAUCCAUGAAAACCUCAGUGGACCGCAAGAAGCUGGACCAGCUCUACAACAGAUACAAAGACCCCCAGGAUGAGAACAAGAUAGGCAUUGAUGGGAUCCAGCAGUUCUGUGAUGACCUGACGCUGGACCCAGCUAGCAUGAGCAUACUUGUGGUGGCAUGGAAGUUCAGAGCUGCCACCCAGUGCGAGUUCAGCAGGAAAGAGUUCCUGGAUGGCAUGGCUGAGCUAGGCUGUGACAGUCCUGAGAAACUCAAGGCCAUCCUUCCCAGACUAGAGCAGGAGCUUAAAGACACAGGGAAGUUCAAAGACUUCUACCAGUUUACCUUCAAUUUUGCCAAGAACCCUGGCCAGAAAGGUUUAGACCUUGAGAUGGCUGUUGCUUACUGGAAUCUAGUUCUCACAGGUCGCUUCAAGUUUUUGGAUCUCUGGAACUGCUUCCUGCUGGAACAUCACAAGCGCUCAAUUCCCAAGGACACAUGGAACCUCCUUCUGGACUUCGGCAAUAUGAUUGCAGACGACAUGUCAAACUAUGAUGAGGAAGGGGCAUGGCCUGUCCUCAUAGAUGACUUUGUGGAGUUUGCUCGCCCGAUUGUGACGAGUAAACGCAACAUGACAUAGUGUUUGUCUCUGAUUCAUUCAGCAAAAGGAGUUUGUGUUUCUCCCGGUUUUUCUUCUUUUUUUCCUUUUGAAUGAGGAUUUUUAUACAAAUGAGCCAAAAAGAGUAUCUCUCUAUAAGUUUGCAGCCUGUCCUUCAGAUUGUUCUUCCAACUGCAUAAAAUCAAAGCAGGAGGGGAAUCAACAGGAGAGAGAUAAUGUUUCAUUUUUUUGGCAAGGACAGUCUUCAGAAUUGCAAUAUAGAAAUGAUGGGUUUUCUAAAACUGGUCGGUCAUGGGCGACUCAUCAACGGAUGGGGCUUUGAACUGCUGCGGACUUGGCUCACUAACCUGCAUCCUAGGCACAGUGAGGAGGGACAGGAACAGUGAAUCUUCAGCACACGCAGAGGAUAACGUUAUAGAUGCAGUAGGAUGUGAAUUAUGAAUGGAACAGUAUGUUCAAAUCUGCAUGUUUUUGUCAGCCAGAAGCAGGGCCAUGGAUGUUGAGGAGGGGGGGAAGCGUGUGCGUGUGUGUGUGCGUGUGUGUGUGUGCGUGCGUGCGUCUGUGUGUGUGUGCGUGUGUGUGUGUGUGUUUUAAUUGUAGCUCAUUUGGUUUUAUUAUAAUUAGAAAUUAUGAUCACUUUAACUGAGCAACAGUGAAGGAAUUCAGAUCCACAUUUUGAAUUCACACAAUUGAAAAGAGCAGCAUGCUUUUCAGGCUCAGCACCAGCAGAAUCACAUUUGUUAUAGUUGUAAAAAUGAUAUAUCAAGAGGAAAGGAAAACAAGAAUAGGUUUAAUUUUUAGAGGAGCAAAAAUGUUUAUCUGAUAGGUUAUGACAUUUAUAGUCAUGAUAAGAAGCAUUUAGGAUCCUCAUUUCACAAAGAAACUGACUGACUGGCACAGUGACUGUUUCUAUUAUCCAGGUGAUAUAUCAACUUUGCAAACUGCACUGAGUUACACUUUUUUCUGUUGUAGGUUUUCUUUAUUUGCAGAACUACUCAGUUUACUUGAUUGUGGGUUCACAUGCAUAUACUUUUACAUAUGAACAUCUGCAUCACAGCUUAGAUUUUUUUAAACUGUUUGAAGUUUUAGUCUGUUGCCUUUCAUGAUUUAGUGGCUGUGAUGCAAGGACCGUAGAACUAACACGCAGAUAAACAGGUCACUUUGAGAACGAUGGUUGCGCUGCCAUCUAGGGGUGCAAUGCAUUUUCUCCAUACAAGAUUUAGUGUUGCUCCUUAAGUGUAAUUAUAACACUAAAAGUAUCCCCCUUUCUCAGCUAAAGAGUUUGACAGAAGGAAUAGCUGAGGCAACAGUCGUCCUCUCCCAGUCACCGUGAGCAGCAGGCGGCUUUCUGCUCUUACAUCAGUAUUUGCCAUCUAACUGAACUAUCUUGUUUUGCCAACAAAAAUAAUGAAAGCUUUGCCACAUGUUGAAAUAAGGAUAGAUCAAUUCCCCACAUGACAUUUCUCAUCCAACUAAAGGGGAAAUAUUUGCCCUUUUUUCCUUAAGUUGACAAACUUCUGUUUAUGUUCUCAUAUUUAUGUAAAGAGAGGUCAGUCAUAAACUGUGGUGGUGUGCAUAACGUAGAUCAGGAUGGGAAGUUCUUAUAAUUUCAGACUUAGAUUGAAUGCAGAUAAGUGGCAAAAAGCCCAGCUUAAUCAUGACUGUAAAACAGUCACUGUAGCAGCUGGUAAAUGUGCCAUAUUGGUCAUCUUUGUAACCUGGAUAUGUGUUAUUGGGGGAAUAUAAUAUCCAAUAUAUCUUUUUGGCUUGUCAAAGUUGUGCACGAGCCUAUCACAGUCAAGACAGCGAGAUGAUGUGAAAACGUUUCUAAGAUGAUUGUUUUUGACUCAUCUGAUGUGUGUGGUUCAGGAGCAAGAAAAUGUGACAUCUUUCAGUAUUCUGUUGUGGUCCAUUUGGUACGUUUUUAAUUUGUCAAAUGUGUGUUCAACUUUUUUAAGUCAUGCAGAUCACUCUUAUUAAAACAGUAUUAUUUUUGCAAGCAAGAAAGAAGGUACAGAGGCUUCAUAAAGUUUUCAGACCCCCUUCACUUUUUGCACACUUCAUUAUAUGGAAUUUUAAAUGGAUAAAAUUGCCAUUUUUACCCAACAAUAUACACUCAGUAGUCGUGGCAUAGAGCAUAGGUGGAGAGACCUGAAGAUUGCAGUUAACAGACGUUUCCCAUCCAAUCCGACGGAGCCUUAAAGGAUCUGCCAGGAAGAAUAGGAUCAACUUCAGGAGUGCGAAGCUUGCAGAGACUUAACCAAGAACACUCAAAGCUAAAAUUGCUGCCAAAAGGGCUUCUACAAAGUACUGAAUCAAGGUUCGGAAAACUUAAGAGAUUUCAGUUUGUUUUGUUGUUGUUGUUCACUUUGUUAUGGAGUGUAGAUUGAUUGGCAAAAUGGUAUUUUAUUCAUUUAAAACACACCACAAAGAGUGCAAGAAGGGAACGUGUGAAUACUUUCUGAAGCCACUUUGUUUUGUCACAGUAGCAUACCGCAUAUUUUUUUCUUUAAGCAAGUUGCCAAUAAAGCAUCUUUUUAACAGUAAAAGAUGUAUCUCUGUCUACCAAGUACAGCAGUUGGUUGUUGGUUGUUUUGUUGUCAGAAAUGAAGAUAUUGAAUUCUGGUCAGCAUGAUUGUGUUGUGCUGAAAUCAGUAUCCCAAUAUUAAUAUUUUUCUGAAAUCAAUAUGAAUCACAUGUCAAAUGUGCUAAUGAAAUAUUGCCGCAAAAAUAUACAACUAGAUAUCCA
This is a messenger RNA of Etheostoma cragini (Arkansas darter), 3789 nucleotides long. It is a transcript of the gene dcun1d2b, whose product is annotated as DCN1, defective in cullin neddylation 1, domain containing 2b. The transcript is spliced from 7 exons. The coding region runs from base 285 to 1061 and encodes 258 amino acids. Gene Ontology annotation, cellular component: ubiquitin ligase complex. Gene Ontology annotation, biological process: protein neddylation; positive regulation of ubiquitin-protein transferase activity. NCBI's taxonomy places the organism in Eukaryota, Metazoa, Chordata, Actinopteri, Perciformes, Percidae. The record is from RefSeq and is a predicted model, not a curated record. Gene Ontology annotation, molecular function: ubiquitin conjugating enzyme binding; cullin family protein binding; ubiquitin-like protein binding.